AUGAAGUCUCCUGAACUCGAGUCUUCGGCCACAUUCGGUGCUGGCGGCGCAGGUCUUGGUGUGGCAGGCAUCAACUUUGCUUCAGCUUCAUCCUCAUCCACAUCCACAUCCACAUCAUCGCCAAGCUCACCUUCCAUCACAAGAACGCCGAGAUGGGGUAGCAUUCGACAGCGCUUCAGCAGCAUCCAGUCUCGCGACAGUCCUUCUGUUCCGGUAGACAGCGUCGAUGAUGGCAUGUGGGACAAGAACGAUGCUGCUUUCCUCGAGGAGGUGGCUCGUGACUCGCCUCUGCUUCUCGGAUCGCCUGACCGCUUCGACUCUCUAGCUCCCGUCUUUGAGGACACGUAUACUGGACGAGCCUCCACGUCUUCGUCACGAGCUCCAAGCUUCAUUCGCAUCCGAGACGCCGAGGCGCUCACACAUCUUUCACCACAUUCCGCUUCAUCGCACCGCCAGUCACUGCAGCGUCGACCUUCCUCUGCAUCCAGCUCUACGCCAUCCUCUGCUGCUUCCGCCGCCUCAGCCAUGUCGACGUCCGUCGUCACUCAGGAUGAGAUGUCCGCCUCAAGUCAAGCUUUCUCUACAAUCAAAUCAUGGCCUCGUUCCAUGCGAAGGAUGGCCUCCGCCAAUAUGCUGCCAGAUCUGCCAGAACAGAAUCGCACCGAUGAUUUCAUCACUUUCUCCCGAUCCUCCACCGCAUCAUCCUCGUCGGCAGUGCCCAUGUCCCCACCGCUCCUCCCACCCAUCGGCUCCUCUGCAUCCUUCAUGUCUGGCGCAUUCGCCAGCGCCUCCCACCUCAUACAGUCUCCUCACGGCAACGACAAAGGCAAUGCACAUUCCAGCCUCGGCUCCAGUCCGAGCUUGACCCACAGCGUCCAUGCUACAAGUGACGCGACUCGGUCUGCCAUUGCUGAGCAGUAUCCACGAUCCCCUUCUCUGCACAGCUCUUCCUCCUUCACCACCACCGGCUUUGUCUACCGUUCUCAAGAUGACCGCUUCCCCGACAGCAAUGCCCGAGCACGCACCCUUUCCUCUGGAUCGGCGUCAAGCUCCACCCCACAGCACACGCUUGGCGCAAUUGAUCGUCGCACCAGUCGCAGCGUCAUUGGCAGUCCCCUUGCAAUGAGGACUUCCUUCUCGUCAUCACGUCCAUCGAGUCCGGAUGCGUUCCUCCAGGACACUGCUGUCGUAUCAUCCUCGCCCACCCUUUCGAGUGUUGCAGCCGAGCAUGGCGCCUCGGCCUUCGCAACAGACAGCGAACGUCGACCCUCGAUUGCUAGUGUCAUGGAGUUACCUUAUCCUGGACCAGUAUCCCAACCGAUCCCACAAAGCGCCGACGAGUUUGGUGGUCAAGCGAGUGCUACUGCACGUGGCAAGCGUAUGGCAUCAGCUAGCAUGCGAGGCGUGCCAGGCAGCCCAACAAAGAAGAGUAGCGCUGCCGUUGCGCCCGCCUCCGCUCACGCUACCUCUUCCACAGCCACAGCUACUGCCACGAAUGGUGCGCCGAAUGGCGUCGCCCGCAAGCAUACUAAGAACACGAGCAGCUUGGUUUCUGGCUUGCGUAAGUUGAUGGGAAAGAGGGAGCGAGAGGGCAAGGCGGUUGCCGCCCUUACGUCGGACUCGGCCGUCGCUGCAGACGAUGUUUUCAUGCGCCCUACUUCACCUUCGCUGGCGGAACAAUCCGCACAAAGCCGCUCCGCUGCUACCUUCGCCUGGCCUAGCCAAUCAUCUACGGACGAGAAGCACUCGUUGCAAACGCAAGCCACAACCAUCGACACACCUCAGCAUGGCGGCCUCAAUCUUUUGGGCUUGACACCAGAUGCUCUCGACUCUGGUGCUGCCGUUGAAACAAUGCUUGGCCGGAACCAAAGCCUCAAGAGCCAAGCUAAUCGCAAGGUUUCCCAUGCCGCUUGGGCAUCGCCUAGCAUGGCGCGUCGCUCUCCUUCGGUCGAUCUCUUGCGAAGCUUUGGCACCAUGGGCCGGGUGUCACAGGCCGGCCUGUCUGGUCCUAUCCAAGGAGUUCCAGCCGAACCAGCCUCGCCGCGUUCUCGCACCAUGAGCAUCGACGGUCUCACAAAACCUUUGCGCGAGGUGCUUGGCCAGCGUUCUCGAAAGGACUCCAGCCAAAAGACAGCGUCUCGUGCCAGCGUUAUUGAACACAUUUCCCACAAUGAUGCGCGCCGCAUGACAGGCUAUACCGGCCCAGUGAUCCUGGAGACAAAGGAAGCACUCGAGAAGCAUCGCGCACAGUACGCCACGUUUCCUUCAGAGAUCGACCUACCAGAGCGCUCCAACUUUGACAUGCUUCACCAGCUCUCCGCUUCUUCCCAUCCGAAUGACAGGGCUGAUAAUGCCGCCGCCGGUAACAUCGUAACAGAAACCGCAAGCUUGACUGGCCAUGGCAGUGUACAGUUGCCAGCACGUCCACAACGACCCGAUCAAUCAAGUUCACAUGGCUCGGCGCCAACGGAGCUUCUCACACCGUCCAACAGCGGAGAGAUGGUCAGUGGUACGGGUGGCAGCACUAGCAGCAACAUGGGCGGCAUCUCUUCCUGUGGCUCUUCCUUUGUCUCUGCCAGCUCGGCUGUUACGGAUCCAUCCAUGACCUUGCGACAGCCCUUCACGUUCCAAUCGCAGGCAUAUAUACCACACUCUCGUGAAUCGCGCGGAUCGCAAAAGCCUCAGCCUAGUCCCCCGUUCAGUCCAUCAUCGCUCGCUUUCCACCUUCCCGGGGAACUAGCGGCGCUCGGCCUUCACGACACCUCCAUGACCAAUGGCAACAGGAUCGUGCAUCGCCCUGCACCAUCUCUGGGCUCUCUCGCACCUGUUCCGAGUGGACAAGCGCUAGGCUCGUAUGCCGUUAACCCGCCUCAUCCACAGGCAGCCAAGCAAGGUCACAGCAGUCGCGGUUCGCUCAACAGUCUUGUCAGCGGCAGCAAGCCAUGGUCGAGCUUCUUGGGUUCGCCCGUCCUCGGCAGCUCAUGCUCGCUCUCGCACCACAAGCGUGUAUCGAUGGCUUCCAUCUCCAGGCCGAUGUCGGUAUCAUCCUCAGCACUCUCGAGCGAUAUCAAUGAUCUCAGUACCGAUGUAGCCGAUUUGACCUUGCGUCCUUCAGAUUUUGCCGGCCGAGUUCGUUCACGCAUAUGCCUUGAUUCAGCACAUUCGAAUUUUUCGGAACCGGCAAAUUUCUUGGCUUGGCAGCCUGUCUCUUCUUCGGCUCUGAAUUCGAACAAUUCUUCCAGCGUGCACGUCCACUCUCAACAACGUUUCGCUCCGGCUUCUAGCAGUCAGAGUCACUUAUCUCUACCCUCGGCCCCACAUCUUGUUACCCUCGCACCAACUGCAGCAGCAGCAGCAGCAGCAGCAGCACCACCACCACCACCACCACCAACGGCCUUCGCUCUAUCCUCUAGCUCUUCCCAGCACUCGCAUCAGUCGCACCAGUCGCACCAGUCGCAUCACUCACAUCAGGCCUACGAUCAGUCCGGCGCUUCGACUGCAUCUGCUUCUUCAGGAACCUUUGCUCCUGCUAUUGCCAACGCACAGCACCGACUUGUACCGGCAUCAUCCAGCACAGGCCUUCGCCAGCAAGCCCCCAGCCCAAGUCCACUUCGACGUCCUGCCACCAUCGACGACGACCUCAACCAACAAGCUUCUGGCUUGCAACCCUUGCCUUCCACGCCGACUACAUCGCCUCCAGCAGCAACCGCGUUUUUUCCGACCACCGCCCCAGGCUUUUCGUCAAGACUACGUCCAACUGGUGCCGGUCAUCGCUCGUCUCUUUCAGGCUCUUCGCUCUCGCACCGCAAGCGUCCAUCGUUCGGUCUUGCUAUCGAGCCUGCUGCUCACUCGGCAUUCGAUAGCAUUCCGAGUCCGAGUCCGCUUCUGCACACUCGCAGGAUCUCACUAGCAUUUCCAGAAGGCGCAGCACCUCAACGGCCGUUCUCCAUCUCUUCAGCAUCGAUCGGCCGUACCACAUCGGACAGCUCAGCCAACACCAGCCCCAACGGCUCAGCGCGCGUCUCUGCAGCUACGCUCUCCUCGAAUCACGUCCUUGAGAGCGAGGACAACGUUGAGAUCGAGACCCUGCGUGACGGCAGUCCGACCAAGGGGCCUCUCUCGGCAACUCCUGCCUUGCUCAAAGGUUCAGUGCCUGUGCUUGAAAGUGCCAUGGCAGCUGCGACACUCGAGACGACCAUCAGCCACCGUCACUCCGUCUCCGUUCCCAUGGACGAGGGCGACUCACCACAACAGUAUCAAGAGGAGAGCUGGAAUCGAGCCACGGCUGGCACUGUCCUGGCCUACGGCAUUGUGGAAGAUUCGCAGGCUGCAUCGGCGCCAGCAACAAGGCCGCGUCAGUACAUGAUCCAUUCGCCCAAUGAGGAACAAGGUCCAGCACUCGCCAUGUCCGACACAACAUCAUCAUCCGGCCGCAUGAGCCAAGCAACCAAGGACAUUGCCUUUGGCUCAAUAGCAGGUAUGGUCAGCAAAGUCUUUGAGCACCCUUUCGAUCUCGUCAAGGUUCGCUUACAGACGCAAUCAGCCGACCGACCCCCACGCUAUGCUGGUGCAUUCGAUUGCUUCAAGCAGACCUACCUGCAGGAAGGUAUCCGCGGGCUCUACCGCGGUCUGAGCAUGCCCGUGGUCGGUGCGACACUGGAAAACGCCUGUCUCUUCUUCACGUACAACCAGAUCCAGUCGGCGAUCCGAUGGGCGAAUGGCGAAGCAAAGAGCGGUGCCUCUGCGGCACAGGCGGAUGCAGAGUCACCGUUGUCUAUCCCUCAGUUGGCUAUUGCUGCAGCAGGUGCAGGUGCAGUGACGAGCUUGGUCUUGACACCGAUUGAGUUGAUCAAGUGCAAGAUGCAGGUUCAGAUGAUUACACGUGAGCAGCAUGCUUCCAUCUCCACCAAUACCGCAGCUGCGAAUGCGGGUGGUUUGCAACAGCAACGUCGGAUCUACACCAGCGCUAUUCGACGUGCUGCAUCUCCCGCCUCCUCUGCCGAAGCAUUCAAGUCUCUGGAUGGCCCUCUGACACUGCUGCGUCGCACCAUUGCAGCCGAGGGCAUUCGAGGUCUCUGGCUGGGUCAAACGGGUACACUUGUUCGCGAGACCGGUGGUGGAGUAGCGUGGUUCCUCGCUUUCGAGUCGUGUUCUCGCUACCUCAUCGCUCGAAAAAAAGCACAGUGGAAUCGAUCAGAUGUGACCAAGAAGGACCUCACCUCACUUGAACUCGUCGGUGCAGGUGCACUCGCUGGAGUCAGCUACAAUGUCGUCCUUUUCCCUGCUGACUGCGUCAAGUCGACCAUGCAAACAGAGCAGGAGAUGCGCCCUGUCUCCUCUACGGCUAAAGCAGGGGAGAAGUGGAAAGGUACAGGGUUCUACGACACAUUCAAGAAGAUCUACAAGACCAGAGGUAUCAAGGGGUUGUACGCCGGUUGUGGAGUCACAUGUCUGCGAAGCGCUCCUUCGAGUGCGAUCAUCUUUUUGAUGUACAACAAGUUGGAGAAGUUGAGCGACGAGUAUGGCUUUUAG
Messenger RNA from Ustilago hordei, 5532 nucleotides. RefSeq lists its product as uncharacterized. Lineage: Eukaryota; Fungi; Basidiomycota; Ustilaginomycetes; Ustilaginales; Ustilaginaceae. The record is from RefSeq and is a predicted model, not a curated record. The transcript has a single exon. Gene Ontology annotation, molecular function: L-ornithine transmembrane transporter activity. Bases 1 to 5532 code for a protein of 1843 amino acids. Gene Ontology annotation, biological process: mitochondrial L-ornithine transmembrane transport.